Capsicum annuum is the source of this 1590-nucleotide messenger RNA. Its product is annotated as transcription factor MYB4. Lineage: Eukaryota; Viridiplantae; Streptophyta; Magnoliopsida; Solanales; Solanaceae. The coding region runs from base 129 to 1364 and encodes 411 amino acids. The transcript has 4 exons. The record is from RefSeq and is a predicted model, not a curated record.
UCCAUUCAUUUCUAUGGUCUCUCUAUUUAUUGCCACUGGGCUAAUUACGCUGCCUCGACAUUGCCACUUCAAUAAUAAUAUAAUAAGAAGAAGAAAGAGAGAGCUACGAUUGGUGUUGGUACGCAAAUAUGGGAAGAGCGCCUUGUUGUGAGAAAGUGGGUCUAAAGAGAGGCAGAUGGACUGCCGAAGAAGAUCAAAUUCUCACUAAUUACAUUCUUUCUAACGGUGAAGGCUCUUGGAGGUCAUUGCCCAAAAAUGCUGGAUUGCUGAGAUGUGGAAAGAGUUGCAGACUUAGAUGGAUUAAUUACUUGAGGUCUGAUUUGAAGAGAGGUAACAUAACCUCUCAAGAGGAAAACAUAAUCAUUAAGUUGCAUGCUACUUUGGGCAACAGAUGGUCUUUAAUAGCCGGACAUUUGCCAGGUAGAACAGACAAUGAGAUAAAAAAUUAUUGGAACUCUCAUCUAAGCAGAAAAGUUGAAAGCUUAAGAAUACCAAGCGAUGAAAAACUGCCUCAAGCUGUAGUUGAUUUGGCUAAAAAGGGUGCAUUGAUGCCAAUUAAACAAAGCAGAAAAACAAGUCGAAUAUCCAAUAUGAAGAAAAAUAAAACGUCAAAGAAUUCAAACUUGGCAGAGCCUAAGGAAGCUAAAGAAAAUAGUACUAGUGGACCUUUGAGUGCAUCAGCAGUUUCUAUUCCCUCAACACUAAACAUGGAAAAAGAGGCAUUGUCUAGUACUAUUAGCUCAUGGCUAGAUGGUAAGAACAUGCCAGCUAGUGAUAGUGCCAUGGAUUCAAUGCAAGAAGAUGUAGCAGACGUAGCGGCGCCAAAUCCUAGGGUGGGGUCUAGAGAGUCCCACAGCAGCCUUAGUUCAGAAGAUUGUGAUAUGGAAUGGCUUGAGGAGAUUAUGCCAGACGUGGUCAUUAAUGAUCAAGAUAUGGACCCAAAUUUCAUUUUCAGUAGUUUAGAGAACGGGCAAGGAGAAACCCCUUUGAACGAAACAGGAAAUAAUUACUGCAGGACCACGCACAGAAUUGAUGAACGUAAUAAAACUGUAUCAAGUCAGGAGGCAGUGUCAUCAACAAAUGAGAAAAGCAGAUUAUUAAUGGAGGCUGCAGAUGAUGGUAGACUUGAAUGGGAUUGGCAAGAUGAUCAUGAAUUAGUAUGGCCAGCCAUGUCAUGGGAAUUAGAAACAAAGCAAGAGAACAUAGGGUCAUCAUCAAUUCCUAGUUGGCCUCUAUGGGAUACUGGCACAGAUUUACUUCAAAAUUGUAUGAAUCAUGAAGCUCCUGUGGAAAUUGAUUCAAUGCACAUUAUGAGUGAAAAUGACCAAAACCCUAGUGCCCUUGCUGCUUGGCUUUUGUCUUGAAUGCUAGUAGUUCGUAAGUAGAGAGGACUAGCUAGACGUCCGUAAUUUGAUAAGAGCACUGUGCCAUGAAUAUCACUCUCUUUUGGUUUUAAGAAUGUGAAUUUGGAAUGACUAGUUUAUGUACAUAUUUUAAGAAUCAUGUCAUUGCUUAGAAAUACUGUCAAGUUGAUUAAGUUAUGUGAAUUGAUAUGGUAAUAAUGCUAUUACUAUUACGCCUUUCCUUUUA